CACUCUCAGAGAAACCAAAGAAAAAAAAGGGCCCUACGAAUACAUUUCUUACCAAAGCAAACCAAAAAAGUUUUACAGAGAGAGAGAGAGAGUGACAGAGAGAAGUUUCUCUUUCUCUUCUUUCCUUUUCCCUCAUUUUCGUUUCUUUGUUAAUUUCUUCUCAGUCAACCAUGGACUCUCCGAGGUACCACCACAACCACCACCAUCACCGUGUGAACCUUCUUCCUUCGCCGCGCCACAGUUUGAGUUCUUCAAACAGCAGCACUAGCAGCACCAGCAGCAACAACAAUGGACUCCACCACUCCCAAUUACUGCCACCUCUGACUCCUACCACCGUGUCUGUUCCUCCAUCUCCUACAUCACCCUACCCUCCGAAAUCCGUGACCAGAUCCGAAUCCGGCAACCCGUACCCGACAACCUUCGUCCAAGCCGACACCAACUCCUUCAAACAAGUCGUUCAAAUGUUAACCGGAUCCACCCAAACCGCAAAACAAGCCUCAGCUUCGGCCUCCCCCAAACCUAACUCGGAACCUAGCAAACCCCACAGCCACAUCCCACCCAUUAGAAAACAAACCGGCUUCAAACUCUUGGAGCGGAGGAACAACUCGCUCAAGAAUCUCAACAUCAACCCUCUCAUCGGAACCUCGGGUUUCAUCCGCGGCAGCGAUAACAACAUAAAAAACGUCGUCGUUUCGUCGUUCUCGCCGUCGUCGCGAAAACCCGAGGUUCUCUCCCCGAGCAUCCUCGACUUCCCAGCGCUCGUUCUCAGCCCUGUUACUCCCCUCAUACCCGACCCAUUCAACCGAUCCCGUUUCCUUAACGAAAACGGCACCGUUUUAAUGGACGCCAUCGAAGCUGCAGAUGAAGAGAAAGCCAUCAAGGAGAAAGGGUUCUUCUUGCACCCUUCUCCGGCCUCCACUCCCCGUGACGAAAAGCCUCGCCUUUUGCCCCUCUUCCCCACCGACGCGUCCCCAGGGAUGGCAAAACAAAAGCAGUGUUGUUGGGCUAGCUGUCAAAGAAAGAGUAGAAGAAUGGAUCAAAUAGAACGCAUCCACCGGUUUUAUCAUGCUGUGUACUUUAUGCCUCUCUUUUCCCAAAGCCCCGCAGGCUAACACCACACCAAUGACAAGGUAGAUCCACACAACAUGUAUUUCCCUUGUCAAACGUUGAAAAUAAAAAAUAAAAAAACACCCUUGUGUAAUUAUUAA
Molecule: messenger RNA, 1208 nt
Organism: Glycine soja
Lineage: Eukaryota; Viridiplantae; Streptophyta; Magnoliopsida; Fabales; Fabaceae
Product: VQ motif-containing protein 4-like
Exons: 3
Coding region: 171-1112 (313 amino acids)
Source: RefSeq, a predicted model, not a curated record